Messenger RNA from Calidris pugnax (ruff), 3189 nucleotides. It is a transcript of the gene UBA7, whose product is annotated as ubiquitin-like modifier activating enzyme 7. Gene Ontology annotation, biological process: protein sumoylation. Bases 9 to 3152 code for a protein of 1047 amino acids. Gene Ontology annotation, molecular function: SUMO activating enzyme activity. Gene Ontology annotation, cellular component: cytoplasm; SUMO activating enzyme complex. Lineage: Eukaryota; Metazoa; Chordata; Aves; Charadriiformes; Scolopacidae. The record is from RefSeq and is a predicted model, not a curated record. The transcript is spliced from 23 exons.
GGGCCGCCAUGGCGGGCAGCGCGGAGGGGCUGUACUCCCGGCAGCUGUACGUGCUGGGCGGCGGGGCGCGGCGGCUGGCCGGGGCGCGGGUGCUGGUGUCCGGGCUGCGCGGGACGGGAGCGCAGGUGGCGGCGGCGCUGGUGGCGGCAGGAACCGGGUGUGUCGUCCUGCACGAUGGUGGCACCGCCCGCACCGCCGACCGUGGCCAGCAGUUCCUCCUGGGGGAGAGCGACAUGGGCCAGAACCGUGCCGAGGCGUCCCAGCGGGUCCUGGCCGAGCUGAACCCCAACACGGUGGUGGCAGCUCACACCGGGGAGCUGUCGGAGGCCUUCCUCGCCUCCUUCCAGGUGGUGGUGUUGACCGAGUCCUCGCUGGAGGAGCAGCUCCACAUUGGGGACUUCUGCCAUGACCGGGGCAUCUGCUUCAUCGUGGCUGACGCCAAAGGACUGGCAGGGCAGCUGUUCUGUGACUUUGGGAAGCACUUCAUUGUUGAGGAUCCGGCAGAAGGGGACCCGGUGUGUGCCAUCGUGCAGGACAUCUCCCAGGGCAACCCGGGUGUGGUGACAUACAAGGGGACAGAGGACAGCUAUGGCCCCCUCUUCUCUGAUGGAGACCUGGUGAGGUUUUCUGGCGUGGAGGGGAUGACAGAGCUGAACGACCAGGAGCCCAUCCGCGUCCGUGCACUGGGUGAGCUGCCCAGGGUGUCCCAGCUGCCCCAGCCCAGGGUUGGGGAACUCGCUGGGUCCUUGGCGAUGACCGUGACAUCCGUCCCCCUCUCAUCCCCAGGUGCCUUCAAGCUAGAGAUCUGCGACACCAGCUCCUUCUCGCUCUACCGCUGCGGGGGCCUGGUCUCGCAGGUGCGGCUGCGCCAGGAGCACUCCUACGAGCCCAUGUCCCGGUCACUGGUAGAUCCCAAGAUCCAGGUGGUGAAUCCCAAGGAGCUGCCACGCAGCCGCAGCCUGCACGCCGCCUUCCAGGCCCUGCACGCUUUCCGGAAGGAGCGUGGCCACCUGCCCCGACCCAGGGCAUGGGCGGACGCCGAGCGGGUGCUGGAGCUGGCGCGGAGCCUGGGGAUGGAGCAGGGUCCCCUGGAUGAGGAUGUUGUGCGAGCCUUUGCCAGCGUGAGCGCGGGGGACCUGUGCCCCAUGGCUGCCAUCACCGGAGCCAUGGCAGCCCAGGAGGUGCUGAAGGCCAUCACCGGGAAGUUCUUGCCUCUGGACCAGUGGUUGUACUUCGAUGCCCUGGAGUGCAUGGCACUGGAGGGGGCCGAGCGGCUGACGGAGGAGGACUGCGCCCCGAGGGGCUCUCGCUAUGAUGGGCAGAUCGCCAUCUUUGGGGACGCCUUCCAGGAGCGGUUGGGCAGCCAGAAGUACUUUGUGGUGGGAGCCGGCGCCAUCGGCUGUGAGCUGCUGAAAAACUUUGCCAUGAUGGGGCUGGCGGCAGGGCCGGGUGGGGACAUCACUGUCACCGAUAUGGACUCCAUCGCCCCCUCCAACCUCCACCGGCAGCUCCUCUACCGCACGGCGGAUAUAUCAAAGCCAAAGUCAGAGGUUGCUGCAGCAGCCGUGCGGUGCAUGAACCCCGAUAUCAAGGUGACACCUCACCAGAACCAGGUGGGACCUGCCACCGAGCUGCUCUACGGGGAUGACUUCUUCCGGAGCCUGGACGGCGUCGCCAGCGCCCUGGACACGCUGGAGGCCCGUGCCUACUUGGAGAGCCGCUGCCUCCGCUACCUCACACCGCUGCUGGACUCGGGCACGGAGGGGCCACGGGGGAACGUGCUGCCCGUGGUGCCCUCCCUGACCGACCUGCUGCGGCCGGGGGCAACCCCCAGGGACGGCACCUUCCCCCUCUGCACCCUGCGGUACUUCCCCCGCACCAUCCAGCACACGCUGCAGUGGGCCCGCGAUGAGUUUGAGGGGCUCUUCCAGCUGCCCGCGGAGCACAUCAAGCGGUUCAUGGAAGAUCCGGGUUUCCCGGAGCAGCUGCCGGCCGGGAAGGCUCUGGAGGUCCUGGAGCAAGUGCGGUGGAGCCUGCGGGAGCGGCCGGGGGACUGGCGGGACUGCCUGCGCUGGGCACGGCGGCACUGGCAGAGCCGCUACCACGAUGCCAUCGCCCAGCUGCUGCACAACUAUCCCCCGGAGCACGAAACCAGCCCGGGUGUCCCCUUCUGGUCAGGGGACAAGAACUGUCCCCAUCCGCUGACGUUCGACCCUGAUAAUAACACCCACCUGGACUACAUCCUGGCUGCUGCCCACCUCUUUGCCCAAGCACACAAGGUGCCACCAUGCAAUGACCGCACAGCCGCCCGGGACAUCCUCCGUGGCAUGGUCCUGCCACCCUUUGUGCCCCAGGAUGGGCUCCAGAUCCCCCUCACAGAGGAGCAGGAGGAGGGGCAGGUGCCUGCGGGUACCACCCAAGGGGUUCCUGUGCCACCAGACACCAGGCAGCUGGCAGAGCUCACCCAGGACCUGGAGCAGCGGAGACAGGAGCUGGUUGGGGGUGAGGUGGCACAAGUGCCCCUGAUGGAUCCCAUCUACUUCGACAAGGACGACGACAUCCACGUGAACUUCAUCACGGCAGCGUCCAACCUGCGGGCAGAGAACUACGGCAUCCCCCCUGCCGACUGGAUGACGAGCAAGCGGAUCGCCGGGCGCAUCCUGCCUGCCAUCAUCACCACCACGGCGGCCGUGGCCGGGCUGGCGUGCCUGGAGGUCUACAAGCUGGUGUGGGGUUGCCAGGACCUCAGCCGCUACCGCAACAGCCACCUCCGGCUGUCCGACUGCUGGCUGCUCCGCGUGCAGCCCCUGCCACCCCGCACCUACCAGUACGGCGGGCGGGAGUGGAGCUCCUGGGACCGCCUGGAGAUGCGGGCAGACAGGCAGGAGGUGACGGUGCAGGAGGUGCUGGACUGGCUGAAGAAGACACACGGCUGGACCGUGACUAAGCUCCUGCAUGGCUUCACCAUGCUCUACGACAGGGAGGAGGAGGAGGACAGACGGACCCAGCAGCUGGCACAGAGGUUAUUGGAGAACUCAGACGAUACUGGGGAGCCAAGGCGGCGGGUGCUGGAGUUGAGCUACGUGUGCGAGGGAGAGGAUGCUGAGGCUGAAGAUGAUGCCCGGCCCCCCCUCCUCUGCUCCCUCCCCUGAGUGGCGGGCUGCCCCCCCCCCACAAUAUGCAAUAAAA